This is a messenger RNA of Gryllus bimaculatus (two-spotted cricket), 2883 nucleotides long. The record is from the annotation of a GenBank genome assembly. Lineage: Eukaryota; Metazoa; Arthropoda; Insecta; Orthoptera; Gryllidae.
AAUACUCGAUGGUGAACAUCGCUGCGCUCUUCUUCUGUCUUCCUUGGAGCAACAAUAAGUGGAACAGUUGAAUGCAGGACAUCCCUGACUAUUGGUUUCAGUGACCAUGGCGGAUGCCCAGAACGAAAUACCUAGCAUAGAUAUUCAAAGAAGAGAAACUGAACGCCUAUUAGCAAAGCCGCUAGUUAGUAAUGAAACAUGGUACCUGGUUCAUAGUGAUUGGUUCAAAAGUUUCAAAAGUUAUAUACGCUUAGAUAAAAAUUGGGAUGAUGGUCAUGAACAUGAACAUCCUGGCCCUAUUGAUAAUAGUUCACUCUACAAAGAUGGAGAUGCAACAGACAUAAGAGACCAUCUAGUUGAAGAAGUAGACUACGUUUUUGUGCCAGAAGAGCUGUGGCACCUCCUUGUUAAAUGGUAUGGCAUGGUAACUGAUCAACUUCCAAUACCAAAGAAGGUUAUUGAAUAUGGUCGAAAUGCAAAAAACACCAAAAUUGAAGUAUAUCCACUGCCUUUACGCCUUAUAAAGGAUUUUGAUAUGGAUAAAUCAUUUGUUCAUAAAUUUAGCAAGGCAAAUACUAUUGGGCAUGUUGCAAAAGUAAUAAAAGAAUUGUUUGGUAUUUCUGACGAAGUAGUAAUAAAAUUGUGGGGUUUAUUUUCUCCAAAUUCCUGUGAUGAAUUAAAUUUUAGUAAAACAAUUGAAGAAGAAAGUCUCUUUCCUGAUCAAGUUGUCGUUGCAGAAGCUUGUCGGCCAGAUGGAACGUGCAUAAAGCCGUCUAAAAAUGCCAUGAAUACAAAUUCCAUGCGAAAUUCGUUGGAAAAAAGUGGAUCUUUGAACAUGUCCACAAAAAAUAAUCCUGGACCAAGUGUUUCACGAGUUACUCGUUUUCAUACAUCAUAUUCAGGUAAUAAUGAUGUUCGAUGCGGAAGUGUCACACCUGGCUUAUGCGGACUUUGUAAUAUGGGGAAUACAUGUUUUAUGAAUAGUGUAAUUCAAUGUUUGAGUAAUUGCCCUCCACUUGUUAAACAUUUUGCAGAGGAUGAAUAUUUGAAGGAUUUAAACACUGAAAACCCAAUUGGUAUGAAAGGCAAAAUUGCAACUGCAUUUGGUGAAUUAAUAAAGAUUAUGUGGUCAGGAAAAUAUCCUUUUGCAGUGCCUAAUAAUUUCAAGGAGCAGGUCGGUACAUUUGCUCCUCAGUUUUCUGGCUACCAACAACAAGAUUCUCAAGAACUGUUAACAUUCCUUCUUGAUGGAUUACACGAAGAUUUGAAUAAGAUAAAACAGAAACCGUAUAUUGCUAUGAGUGACAGUGAUGGCCGACCGGACGAGAUUGUGGCAUCAGAAGCAUGGGAAAUCUAUCAGAAAAGAAAUGAUUCAAUAAUUGUUGAUUACUUCCAUGGCCUUUUAAAAUCUACAGUUGUUUGUCCAGAUUGUGCAAAAAUUUCAGUCACCUUCGAUCCAUUUUGUCAUCUGUCUCUACCGCUACCAAUUAGAAGAGAGCGCUACAUUGAGGUCACAUUUUUCCCAUCUGAUUUAUCAAAGAAGCCUCAGGUUAUUACAACAAUGGUACCAAAGAAAGGACAUGUGAACGAUUUAUUAUGCGCUUUAAGCCACCAAUGUGGAGUAAGCCCAGACGAACUUGUUGUUACGGAAAUCACAAAGCAUCAUUUCCACAAAUUUUAUUCGAGUAAUGAUGCACUGGAAAACAUUGAUUCUAAAGAAGAUAUUGCAGUAUUAGAAGUUCCUCACAUGUGCAAAUCAGAUGAUAAUCAUGUCAAAAGAGAUAUUGCUACUGCCAGUACUAGUUGUAAGUGUACUUCUCCAGAAAAUAUAUGUCAUUUACUUCCCAAUGAUCUCUUCAGUUUGCACGUUGUCAAUGCUUCUACAACAUCAGUUGUUUUCAAACUUCAUAAUGAUGGCAACCCAAUUCAAAUGCCAAUUUCAGAUGUCAUUGGUCGCCAGUAUUUAGCAGCACAAUGGACAACUGAGAAUCGCAAACAGUAUUUGAAUUCCUUCAUCCAAAAUGAAAUUGAUGGUCGUGAUUCAGGACGGCAAAAGCGGUCACAUAAAGUACAGUUAAAAGAUUGUCUGGAACUUUUCACUAUGUGUGAAAAACUUGGUGCGGAUGAUGCCUGGUAUUGUCCUGAUUGUAAACAACACCAAAGGGCGACAAAAAAAUUUGAUUUGUGGAAAUUACCCAAGAUUUUGAUUAUACAUCUCAAGAGAUUUUCAUAUAGCAGAUUCCGUCGUGACAAAAUAGAUUCAUUAGUGGAAUUUCCUUUGAGAGAUUUAGAUAUGUCCAAAUAUAUUAUUAAUGAUAAACAUCCACCUGCUAAGUAUAAUUUGAUAGGAAUCUGCAAUCACUACGGUGGAAUGGGAGGUGGUCACUACACUGCUUAUGCUCUUAAUAAAAUUGAUAAACAAUGGUAUUGUUUUGAUGAUCAUAACGUGUCACCUAAAACUCCUGAAAAUGUUGUUACAAACUCCGCCUAUGUUUUGUUCUACAUAAGAAGUGACUAGCAAAUGGUGUAAUAGUGUCAGGAACACAGGGACUACUUAUGAAUGAACUCACACACCAUUUUGUGCCUGUGUGUCUCCACCUCUCAAUCUCUUUCAAAUUUCUAAAAUUUGCUUUGUGUCAAGGUUUUGUUUGUUGUGAGAGGAAGGGCAUAAUUUAUUUUAAAUUUCUGUUCAUCAUUUCUGUGAUAUUAUUUCUAUGCUGUAUCUGAUUUUUAUUUUUUAUUUUUUUUUGUUUGUUUUUGGUUAAUUGUAUCUCUAUUGUCCAGCGGGUCUUGGAAUGUACAUCAAUUUUAAAACCAAAACACCAAUGAUUACAGUAAUGAAAUUAUACCACAAAUUUACGUGCAUUAUGAGAUAAUACGGUG